UAUUUCCAAACGUUAAGAUGAGCGGACAAGGCGAAAUCAAUUUAGAAGAUGAUGGGAAAUAUCAGAAAACUAAUAAACUAGAAUUUCUUCUGAAUGGAACUAAAAUCACUGUGGAUACAACAACGAUUACUCCUAAAACCACGCUUAAUGAAUAUCUCCGUAAGAAUUUAAAUCACACCGGAACUAAGUACAUGUGUUUGGAGGGAGGAUGUGGUGCUUGUGUGGUGGCUGCUACUUUCACGAAUCAUAAAUCUAAUACCAAAGAAACUAAAGCUGUCAAUUCGUGCCUAGUUACUGUUCUGAUGAUAGCUGGUUGGGAAAUCACAACUGUUGAAGGCAUUGGCAAUCGUGCCGACAGUUACAAUGAAAUUCAACAGAAAAUUGUUCAAUUUAAUGCCACUCAGUGCGGUUUAUGUACUCCUGGUAUGGUGAUGAACAUGUAUGCUCUGAAAGAAUCUGGUGUAACCAAAAUGGCUCAAAUUGAAAACUCUUUUGGUGGAAAUUUAUGUAGAUGCACAGGCUAUAGACCAAUUUUGUCAGCUUUCAAAUCAAUGGCAAAUGAUUCGGAUAAGAUGUUGUUAGGAAUUGUUCCUGAUAUAGAAGAUUUGCAACUUUGUUCCAAGAAAAAUUCAUGCCAGAAAAGCAAUGCCUCACAAAGGCCUGUUUGUUGUAACGUACCUACAAUCAUGGCGACUAAUACCGUUGGAGUUGAAAUUGCAGACAACUGGUACAAAGUAUCUAAAAUUAAAGAUAUUUUUUCAAUAUUCAACAAGAAUUCAGGAAGCACAUAUCAACUUGUGGCUGGUAAUACAGCAAAAGGUGUAUACCGAGAUAUGUCAAACAAGGACUAUUUUAUCGAUAUCUCUAGUGUAGCAGAACUGCAAGGCUAUUCUCACAACACAUCAGAUUUAGUACUGGGUGGCAAUAUUACUUUGCAGGAAACCAUAACUGUUUGUCAACAAGUUUCUGAAAUGGAUGAUGAUUUUAAUUAUUUGCAAAAAGUUGCUCUUCACAUUGAUCUUGUAGCAAAUUUGCCAGUUAGAAAUAUUGGAACUAUUGCUGGCAAUCUAAGUAUCAAGCACACUUACAGAGACUUUCCAUCUGAUAUUUUCCUGUUAUUAGAAACCAUAGGUGCAAUUUUGGUUAUAGACGAUAGCCGACGUCAACGCAAAAUGUCUCCCAGUGAGUAUCUGGAUUUUGACAUGAACCAGAAAAUUAUUAGGAGCAUUGAGAUUCCACCACUAGAUUACUCUUACCGAUUUGAGUCGUACAAAAUUAUGAAGAGAGCACAGAAUGCCCAUGCUAUAAUCAACGCAGGUUUUCUCUUUAAAUUUACAAACAAUUUUGUUGAUGAAUGCACAAUUGUGUUUGGCGGUGUUAAUAAUCAUUUUGUUCAUGCGUGUCAAACCGAAUAUCUGAUUCAAGGUAAAAAUCUCUUUAAUAAUAGCAACAUGCAAAAGUUUUUUGCGAAAUUAUUGUCUGAAGUCCAACCGGAUGAUAAGUUACCACAACCCUCACCAGAAUUUAGAAAACAAUUAUGUGUGAGUUUGUUCUAUAAAUAUAUUUUGGGUAUUGCACCUAUAGAGGCUAUCUCAGAAAAGUACAAAACUGGUGCGGAAAAACUACUCAGACCUCCUGUUUCAACUGGUGUUCAGGAUUAUAAAACAAACACAUCUAUGUAUCCGGUUGGAGAACCUAUUCAUAAAUUGGAGGCAGCAGAUCAAGCUUCCGGGGAAGCAAAGUAUAUUACAGACCAAGCAGAUAUUUACAAUCAGUGCUUUGCUGUUUUUGUUGAGGGUAAAGCGUCACCUGGAUCAAUUUUAAAAUCAAUCAAUGCUAAUAAAGCUUUGAAUAUGGAUGGAGUAGAGGGUUUCUUCCAAGCUAGUGACAUUCCAGGUGUUAACUCAUUUACGAUUCCAAUAGCAGCUUACGAUUUGGACGAUGAAGAAAUAUUUCCUGCUAUCGGCCAUAAACUAAAAUAUUAUUUUCAACCAGUUGGUGUUAUAGUCGCACGAUCUCAAAGUAUUGCUGAAGCAGCAGCCAAGUUAGUAAAAGUUAGCUAUGAGCCUGCUACGGAACUACCUGUACUUACCACCAGCGAAGCACUUGAUCAUCCUGAACGUAUAAAACAUUUUAAUACUUGGAUGCCAAAAAGUCAAAAUACCGAGGUUCCCGUAAAAUUUAAAGGCGUUUUUGAGUCAUUACCACAAUAUCAUAACUAUAUGGAACUUCAAGUAGCUUCAGUUCAUCCAGAAGACAAUGGUGAUUAUACAAUUCAUGUAGGUACCCAAUGGAUGAGUGUGGUGCAAUCAUCAAUAGCUAGGUCUAUGAACAUACCAGCUCAUAAAAUCAGUGUCAUUAUUAAACGAAUAGGUGGAAGUUAUGGUGGUAAAAUUAACAGAGCAAGUCUGUUAGCAUGUGCAGCAACAUUGGCAGCAAUCAAACUAAGGAAGCCAGUUAAAUGUUUUAUGAACUUGGAAGCAAAUAUGAACAUAAUUGGCAAAAGACAUUCAAUAAGGUCCUCCUAUGAAGUUGGAGUUGAUAAUGAUGGCAUUUUUGGCUACGUAAACAAUAAUCUCUAUAGCAACACAGGACUUUAUAAGAAUGCAGCAAUAGAAGAGUUCUUGUAUGAAGUAUAUGCAGGCCCCUAUGUGACGGAUACGUUUUACACUGAGGUAGAUAUUGUCAAAACCGAUACUCCAGCAGCGACUUACAUGAGAAGUCCUGGUUAUAUGGAAGGUAGUGCUAUUAUUGAGACUAUUAUGGAUCAUAUUGCUCUGAACACAAACAAAGAUCCUGUUGAUGUUAGAUUGGCUAACUUAAAAGAUAAUGAUUUAUUGAAGAAAAUUAUUAAUGACGCUUUAGACUUUUCGGAUUAUAGAAAUCGUAAAUCUACAAUAGAUAAAUUUAAUGAGGAAAAUAUUUGGAGAAAAAAAGGGAUUGCCUUAGUACCAAUGUCUUAUGCUCUUACUGGCUAUACUCCGUAUUAUGCACAAGUAUCAAUCUUUAUAGCAGAUGGUACGGUUGCUAUCGCUCACGGAGGUACUGAAAUUGGUCAAGGCAUCAACACUAAAGUAGCACAAGUGGUUGCAUAUCUUCUAGGCAUAGAUAUGAGUAUGAUCAAUAUCUGGCCUUCUAACAAUUUCAUUGCUCCCAAUAAUUUUUCUACUGGCGGGUCGGUAACUUCAGAGUCAAUAUGUAUGGCGGUCAAAGCAGCCUGUACCACUUUAUUAGCCAAUAUUAAUCAGGCUGCCACUGCUGCUAAUCUUUCACCUGAUGCUACAUGGCUCGAAAAAAUACAAAAUACAUACAACAGUGGUUUAUCACUCAGCGAGAAUGCAUGUUACUCACAUGAUCAAACCAAUCCCACGUUUUAUGUAGUUUAUGGAGCAGGUGUCAGUGAAAUUGAAUUGGAUGUGUUGACAGGUCAAAUUAUUAUACAGAGAGCUGAUCUUGUUGAAGAUACGGGUGACUCUUUAAAUCCUUUUAUUGAUAUUGGACAGGUAGAAGGUGCUUAUGUAACAGGUGUGGGCCAUUGGACGAGUGAAGAAAUUAUAUAUAAUGAUGACGGCAAGCUAACAACAAACAAUACAUGGAAUUACAAAAUUCCUGGAGCAAAAGAUAUUCCGGUUGAUAUGAGAAUCAAACUUCCGGAUGGCAUACCUAAUCCGUUGACUCCUUUUAAGAAUAAAGCAACCAGUGAACCGCCAUUUUGUUUGGCAUUUUCUGUUCCAUUGGCCAUUAAACAUGCAUUGCAGUCAGUUAGAACACAGUUUGCUCCAAAUAUUGACCCUUGGGCAACAAUGGAAGGACCAUGUUCGGUGGAAUGGAUUUUUAUGAACUCUAAUCAUGAUAUCACACAGUAUACACUGUAAUUAUAAAAUUAAGCAAAUUGAAGUAAUAUAAUAGAGCUGAAAGCUA
Dalotia coriaria is the source of this 3921-nucleotide messenger RNA. RefSeq lists its product as uncharacterized. Lineage: Eukaryota; Metazoa; Arthropoda; Insecta; Coleoptera; Staphylinidae. Bases 18 to 3875 code for a protein of 1285 amino acids. Gene Ontology annotation, molecular function: 2 iron, 2 sulfur cluster binding; iron ion binding; oxidoreductase activity. The record is from RefSeq and is a predicted model, not a curated record. The transcript is spliced from 9 exons.